AUGACGUCCCCACAACCUCUCAUGGCUCUCGCGCAAUCCUUACGCCUGCUUGGCGGUGUAGCCAGAAUCCCCGUUAUAGUUUCAAGCCGCACCGUUUCUCGACGGAGCUUUCACGGUUCGACCUUAAGAGCAAGCGACAAAGGCAAGGCAAACUCCAACGAUCUCAAAGGCUCCAAAGCAGCAUUCACGCAGCGACAAAUUCUCGAUGAGCUCCGAGCGUCGUCCUCCUCAUCCUCUUCUUCGUCUCUCUCCGAAGCUCAGCCUCGACCGAGGUUCAACGCAACCGCAGAAGCAGCUCUGGAUGCAGCCUCAGGCUCGAGAGGCGGAGGCAUUCCGCUUAGUACGGCUGCAUUGUCCGUCGGCGGAGGAGAAUUCGACUCGAAACCAACCCUAAUCGACCGAGCAAGCGGACAAGGUAAACGGUGGUCGAAGCUCAAAACCGGCCAAAAAGUAGCUCGUGCAACAGUACAAUCCUCACGAACCAUGCUCAUCUUCGGCGGCGGCGCUCUCACUUUUGUGCUUGUCUACGCGCUGACUAGUGAGCUGUUCGCUAAGAACAGUCCCACCGUUAUCUACGCUGAUGCAUGCAAGCAUGUACAGAACAGCAGUGGGAUUGCGGAGCAUCUUCUGAAACCGUACCGCUUCAGGACCUCGCCGGUUGACUCGAGCGGCUCGAGUGACUUCUCACCGCUCAACCCGCCUUCUGUGAAGAAUAGGAGACGGUCAAGAUCCGUGCCGUCGGUGUCAUUUACGGACGAGAGAACCGGAGAGGAGAAGAUGUUGCUGCGGUUCUGGAUUGGAGCGAGAGAGAAGGGUGAGGAUUGGUCGAUUUGGCAGACUGCAAGGUAUCAAGUGGUGGAGGCUGGAAAGUGGGUCGGCCGAAAGGUGACGGAAGGUGGUGAGUGGUUGGGUGAACAACUUGGUCUGGACGGUGCUGAGGAUGCAAUUGACAGCGAGAAAGCAAGCUCUUCUCCCAGCAACGCUUCGAGCGGGCCUUCUUCAGCGAUAACAGCAAGCAACAGCGGGUCGUCGGACAACGCCUUGAGCAGAGCAUGGAGCUCAGUAAUGGGUGGGCUGACAAGUGUCGUCCGUAGCUCGACGGAAGCCAUCAGCUCUCCGUUCAACUCUUCGUCAGCUCCCAAGUCUCGUCCAACGCUGGAGCCUGGAACAUGGUCGUCCGGAGAAGUACACGCUGAGCUUAUCAAGGAUCAAGAUGGCACGUUGCAGUACCGAACGCUGUUUGUCGACAUUCCCAACUCGCAGGCUUUCACUCGUCAACGAGUUUGGAUCAUUCGGAAGCCAGGCGAGGUGCAGAGAUGA
This is a messenger RNA of Ustilago hordei, 1320 nucleotides long. RefSeq lists its product as uncharacterized. The transcript has a single exon. Gene Ontology annotation, cellular component: TIM23 mitochondrial import inner membrane translocase complex. The record is from RefSeq and is a predicted model, not a curated record. Gene Ontology annotation, biological process: protein import into mitochondrial matrix. NCBI's taxonomy places the organism in Eukaryota, Fungi, Basidiomycota, Ustilaginomycetes, Ustilaginales, Ustilaginaceae. The coding region runs from base 1 to 1320 and encodes 439 amino acids.